Messenger RNA from Glycine soja, 812 nucleotides. RefSeq lists its product as uncharacterized. The record is from RefSeq and is a predicted model, not a curated record. The transcript has 2 exons. The coding region runs from base 219 to 503 and encodes 94 amino acids. NCBI's taxonomy places the organism in Eukaryota, Viridiplantae, Streptophyta, Magnoliopsida, Fabales, Fabaceae.
UCUCGGCGAGUUUAAGAACAGGAAGGACCCAUAAAACUCUAACAACCACCACAUUUGGAACACUUGCACGUGUCAAAUAAGCUUGAGCAAUAUUUUUGGCAUUGAAUAAUUGGCCAUGAAACCUUGAUCAUGAAUGUGUUCUUUUUUCUCCAAUACCUUCUCCCCUACUAUUGAAUUGAAUAAGAGUAUUAUUCUUAAGUAAAAGCUAGAAGAAGAAAAUGGGAAGCCCGCCAGUGAGCUCAGACAUAUCGUUUCCACCAGCAGACGUGGAUGGGGAACUGAAUCCUGGGCAUAACGUUCGUGUUGAAGUUGAUCCUGAAUCAUCAGAGAUUGCUGCCACAAAAAAAUCAAAGGAACAUGCUGAGGCCAAACAAAAGAAAAGGGAAAGGAAAAAGAAGGAUGCCUUGCAGACGCUAAAAUCAGCCGUUAUAGUUUCAGGCAUAAUUGUGGCUGUGGCAGGUGUUGCCUUUGCCAUAACCAAGAAGUUAAUAAGAGAGAAAUGACCUUUCCUUCUCCUAAGAAAUAUGGAAGAUUAUAGACAAUGGUUUAGGUUGGUUUUCUUGGUCAGGUCUCUUCCCUCUUAUAUAUAAAUUUAAUUUUUGGGUUCACAAAUAAAUCCUCAGUCCCAACAAUAUUAUUAAUGUUGAAAUGGUCAUCAUGUAUGCUUUUUGCGAUGUACCUGAUGAUUCACUUCUGAGUGCACGUUACAUGUAAUUUAUUUAGAUACAUUGUUAAUGAGCCAUUGUAUACCAUUCUUCGUUGGUUAAUUAAUCGUUCAAGCAUAAAGCAUUUUAGACUCGUUGAGUCAGUUA